Messenger RNA from Prunus armeniaca (apricot), 261 nucleotides. Lineage: Eukaryota; Viridiplantae; Streptophyta; Magnoliopsida; Rosales; Rosaceae. The record is from the annotation of a GenBank genome assembly.
AUGAAGCAAGCAACAAGGAAGCAGGUCUUUCCAAAGCUUAAAAUCCAUGAGUUUAAAUUUAAAUGCAUGUUCCCUCCAGAGGCUGAGUUAUGGAGUCUCCUUAGAGGUUUGCAAAGGGCUUGGGCUAAGGGUAUUAGGACUCUUUCCUCCCCUAGGGUUUGUCCCGUGAGGUUGUCCUACGAAGGUUUUAAAGAGGUCACUAUACCGUGUCUCUCUUCGUAUGCCUUUGGUUUUAUGAACAAAAUCUCUUUCUAUAAAUAA